AUGAAGAAAGUGUUGAUAGCAAUUUUCAUUACUGUUCUUAUUACAGUUUGCAGUGAAACCCCAUGGAGGGACAUGCUAUCAGAAAAGGAUAAAAAAAGAUUUGACGAAUGGUUGAAAAAUGGAGCUAAAGGUCCGUUUGGUUUUAAACGAAGGGAUUGUGACCAAGAAAAAAGAAAGAAAGCGUUAAAAUUGUAUUAUAAAUAUAAAAAUUGUGAGAACAAAUUAAAGGAAAUGCAAAAGAACCAAUCGGAAAAUGAUGAAAAUUGUACAUGUUCUUACUCCACUCCGGAAACCGAUGAAGAGUCAGAAAUAGUACCAUUCGGAAUUUUCAAUUUUGGAGAACAAGACGGAUUGGAAGUUAUAUCGAUUGAAUUUGAAACUUAA
Molecule: messenger RNA, 384 nt
Organism: Clunio marinus
Lineage: Eukaryota; Metazoa; Arthropoda; Insecta; Diptera; Chironomidae
Source: the annotation of a GenBank genome assembly